Messenger RNA from Phyllostomus discolor (pale spear-nosed bat), 4544 nucleotides. It is a transcript of the gene ST8SIA1, whose product is annotated as ST8 alpha-N-acetyl-neuraminide alpha-2,8-sialyltransferase 1. The coding region runs from base 1351 to 2469 and encodes 372 amino acids. The record is from RefSeq and is a predicted model, not a curated record. Gene Ontology annotation, molecular function: alpha-N-acetylneuraminate alpha-2,8-sialyltransferase activity. The transcript is spliced from 6 exons. NCBI's taxonomy places the organism in Eukaryota, Metazoa, Chordata, Mammalia, Chiroptera, Phyllostomidae. Gene Ontology annotation, biological process: oligosaccharide metabolic process; N-glycan processing.
UGGAGUUGGCGAACGGGCCUCCAAGUCAUUGUCACGCCGUGAGGUGUGAGUGCUUGGGCACCAGCUACCUACACAUCUGGGUGCAGCAACGCCUUUCCCUGCAGGGCGGAGGGGAGGCGGAGGACUCCGACGUGCACGCACUUCCUCCCUCUCUCGCGCGCGCUCGGCGCGGGCCCGUGAGCGUCGGUGUGUCUGUGUGUGUGCGCGCGCGCGCGCUCUGGUGUUGGUUGGAGCUGUGGCUCUGGGACCGGGUGAUGAGGGUGGGGGCCCAGGAAGAGAUAAUCUCCCCCGGCCUGGCCUCCGCGCGUCUCACUACGGGUUAAUAACAAACCAGGUACAGAGAGACCAGGGUGACCCGGCAGGGUGACAGUUCCUGCACGCCGGCUGCAUGUCUAACGGUCAGGUUACUAGCUACUCUCUGCCACACUGAAGGAUAUAUAUAUAUAUAUACACACACACACAUAUAUGUAUAUACGUAUGUAUGUAUAUAUAUAUAUAAUUUUUAUUGUUUGCAUCUAUCUCCUGAGAGCAAGGGCGGAAGAGAGGGCCGCACGCUCCAGCCGAGCGUCGCGGAUCUGAACGGGUCGAAGGAGGCAAUUUUGCGAGUGGGGGAGGGAGGGGGACCUUGAUUUCCACCAAUCCCCGGGCGUUUGUCUGCGGAGUCCGGGGCGCAGCGGAAGGCUGCGGCGCGCUGCUGAAUUAACUGAUGAGAUCGAAUUCUUUUCUUCUCCCGGAGAGGUGGGGAGCAAGGGUCCUGGCUGACGAGGCAGAGAAGCCCGAGGCAGGGUAGCGGUCCCGGGCCGCCGUGGAAAUUUCCAAGGACUUGUCGCGGCACGGAGAGCGCGUCUGGAGGGCGGGGGGGGGAGAGGGGAUGCCUGGCAGCGCGGGAGGCGGGGAGAGGCUGCGAAGGGCGCAGGAGCAUCUCUCAUAAGGGGACGGCGCGGACCAUGUCUGGGAGGAAGCCCAGCGGCUCCCCGGACACAAGAGAAGAACCACAGUGAUGCUGCAGAACCAGGGGGAGCGAUUCGCCGACGUCGCUCUCUGCGCUCGCGGAGACCCUCAAUGCCCGCCUUCUUCAGGGGAAGCGACCAUGGCCACAGCUUGUGACUUUGCCCCUAGCCACUUCCCUUAGGAAAAAAAUCCUUGAAAAAGUUGUAUUUAAAAAAUCCUUGCUCCGACCUUUGGAGCCGUGAGGGCUGAAGAAGCGUUUGUGCAAGUGCAAGCAAGAAAGUGGAAGGUGUGUGUGCAUGGGGGUCCCGCGGUGGGGGCGCCCUCCGCUGCCACUUCGCCUAGCGUCGUGCUGAGGCUCUGGUCUUCAUCCCCCCCUCACCCUGGGACCCUGGGGCUGCGAUGAGCCCCUGCGGGCGGGCCCGGCGACACACGUCCAGAGGGGCCAUGGCUGUACUGGCGUGCAAGUUCCCGCGGACCCGGCUGCCAGUGGGAGCCAGUGCCCUCUGUGUGGUGGUCCUCUGUUGGCUCUACAUCUUCCCCGUCUACCGGCUGCCCAACGAGAAGGAGAUCGUGCAGGGGGUGCUGCAACAGGGCACGGCGUGGAGGAAGAACCAGACAGCGGCCAGACUUUUCAGGAAACAGAUGGAAGACUGCUGUGACCCCGCCCAUCUCUUUGCUAUGACUAAAAUGAAUUCUCCCAUGGGGAAGAGCAUGUGGUAUGAUGGGGAGUUUUUAUACUCAUUCACCAUUGACAAUUCAACUUAUUCUCUCUUCCCCCAGGCAACCCCAUUCCAGCUGCCCUUGAAGAAAUGUGCGGUGGUGGGAAAUGGUGGGAUUCUGAAGAAGAGUGGCUGUGGCCGUCAAAUAGAUGAAGCAAAUUUUGUCAUGCGAUGCAAUCUUCCUCCCUUGUCAAGUGAAUACACUAAAGAUGUUGGGUCCAAAAGUCAUCUAGUGACAGCUAACCCCAGCAUAAUUCGGCAAAGACUCAUAAACUCAACUCCCAGCUUGGCUAACCUAGUUGGAUAUCUAAUGUUUCAGAACCUGCUGUGGUCCAGAAAGACAUUUGUGGACAACAUGAAAAUUUAUAACCACAGUUACAUCUACAUGCCUGCUUUCUCUAUGAAGACAGGAACAGAGCCAUCCCUCCGGGUCUAUUACACGCUGUCAGAUGUCGGUGCGAAUCAAACAGUGCUCUUUGCUAACCCCAACUUUCUGCGUAGCAUUGGGAAGUUCUGGAAAAGUAGGGGAAUUCAUGCCAAACGCCUGUCCACGGGGCUCUUUCUGGUGAGCGCAGCCCUGGGCCUCUGUGAGGAGGUGGCCAUCUAUGGCUUCUGGCCCUUCUCUGUGAAUAUGCAUGAGCAGCCCAUCAGCCACCACUACUAUGAUAAUGUCUUGCCCUUCUCUGGCUUUCAUGCCAUGCCGGAGGAGUUUCUCCAACUCUGGUAUCUUCAUAAAGUCGGUGCACUGAGAAUGCAGCUAGACCCGUGUGAGGACACCUCGCUCCAGCCCACCUCCUAGGGACAGUGGGAAAAGGAAAAACUAAGUCAGGGUAUUUUUGUUAGGUUUUCUACAUGACCGCAAAAGGAAAUGGUGAAGUCAUUUCAUGGAUUUGCAUGGGCCACUUGCAAACAACCACCACCAUCCAUGGGAAACUCUCCUUUUAAUGUUGGCUUGGAGGACAAAUAAGAAGUAAAAUGUCCUAUGAAAUAUUUUAUAGCACAUUGUGGAUUUGCAACUAGUAACAUUCUGAUGAAAUCACGCUGGUAAAGCACAUUUACAUGGUUUAAAUCAAGAAGGUGCAGUUCACAAAUAAGAUGGAACUCUAGUUGUUGAAGUUGAGGAGUUACUCAAGGUCCAUAAAGGAAAUACCAUGGCAAAGUGUUGCUGAUUAUCAUUACAAACUGGAUUCAUUUUAAAAAACUACAUAUGGAAACUAACAUUGGAACCAUAGAUUUUUAAAAAUUAUUAUUUAUUUUUGCUCUAUUUAGGGGCAGUGAGUAGAUGAUGAGAUAGAUUUUAAAAAAUCUAGGGAUAUAAAACACCGCAGCUGACUUUGUGAUUUGUUGAAUCAAGUCUAUGUUAGCUCUAGUCUCCUUCCAUUUAAAAAUAUUAAAUAAGAAUUGCUUCCUCCCCUUUUGUCAGGUCUACUUAGCGUGAAGCAUUGUUGAAUUUAGACUGCGUUGAUUCAUAGUCUCGAUAACAUGAAUCACUUCUCCUCCUCCUCAGAAUUUAGGGCAUAAAUUCAAUUUUAGGUCUGCAUUUUGUAAGCCAGUUUGAAUUAUUGGCAUUUUAGUGCAAAAAGACUACAAAUGUGAGUGCAUUAUUUAUUUGCAAACUAUUUGCAUAAUUGUCUUCAUAAUUUAAUGUUCCCAAUGGUAUAAACUUAGUCUCUGAAAGACAGGGUGGAAGGUUCCCCCCUUUUCUAUCUACCAUGAUGUAUUCACUUUGAGAGAAAGCAUAUUCACACACACACGCAAGCAUCCAUAUGUUCACACACACAUACACACACACACUCGAUUAAACAAAGCUCAUUCCUGUGCAACUAUGAAAGCUGAACCCACAUAACCUGGUAUUAAAAACAAACAAACCUGUAACCAGUGUUAGAGAGCUAUAAAUGUAUUAUGUACUACCCAUUACACCCCAAUGUAAGAUAAGCCAGCUUAACUGGUUGCUGCUCAUAGUGCUCAUACCAGCGUGAGAUGUAAGCCUUACUCCCAAAUGCUUACCCCAAAUGAACAGAAUUGUUUUACUCAUUCUGAUUCCCUUCAGUGGACCCUGCGUUGAACAUACUCAUGCAAGGCAGAUUCAUACAAGUGAAGGGGUGUGAGUUAGUAGCUAUCUAUUUUCUUAGUAGCAGGUAGGACAAUUUAGAAAGCCAAACUCUGACAGACUUCAAGCAGCUAGAUGUGUUUACAUAUCAGAGAAGGGUAAAGGAAGCCUUUCAUUGUCAUUGUUCUUUGGGAUGCCUUAAUCUAAAAGGAGACACUGGAAAUCAUCAUCUUUGUUUUUUUUUUUUAAGUAUUGCCAAAAUUUAGGUAAACUGUGCCAAAAAGUUUCAUUUUUUAAAUAGUAGAAAUAGUACACAAUAUAGAUUAAAACAGGUGGCAGUUUUUGGUAAAUUAACUUAAAAGCUACCAAGAAAGUAAUGCCCUUGGAAAAUAUCUAUAUUAUUGGAAUAAGAAAUUUAUAAAUAAGAUAGAAUUUUGAGGUUUUUAUGGAAAGCAGCAGUUGAAAUAUGACUGGUUGACAUAACACAGAUUAUGCUAAUGCUUAGAAUGUUAAUAAUUUGAGAGUAUUGAUUCUGUGUAGAACUGAUUUGCUAUUUUGAUCCCAUGUGGCAGCAAAAAUGUAGUGCAAAUCUACUAUUGAGUGAGCUGUGUCAAAUAUUCACUAUGUGCAAUCCUGAAUAUAUUCCCUCUUUUGAGUUGUUGUUAUUAAUAAUUACCUUAAAAAGGAGUACAUUUUAAUCUAUAUACUUCAUCAUAAAUAUAAAAGGGCUAAUGAAAAACACAUACAAAUGUUAAUAAAAUGUCACUCAAAUUAGUGCUUUGUUAAAAUGUAAUUAAUGAGCAACAUAAAGCCAAUGAAUCACA